Molecule: messenger RNA, 1260 nt
Organism: Ipomoea nil (Japanese morning glory)
Lineage: Eukaryota; Viridiplantae; Streptophyta; Magnoliopsida; Solanales; Convolvulaceae
Product: exopolygalacturonase-like
Exons: 3
Coding region: 1-1194 (397 amino acids)
Biological process (GO): carbohydrate metabolic process
Molecular function (GO): polygalacturonase activity
Source: RefSeq, a predicted model, not a curated record
AUGGGUUGCAGCAGUUCAUUCAUCCCAACAUUUGCUCUCAUUUUACUCAGAAUUUGUUUACAUAACGUUGAAGCUGAAAUCUUUAACGUCUAUUCUUUUGCUGCCAUUUCCGAUGAAGAAGAUUCUGAUAUUACAGCGGCGUUGGAGGAAGGGUGGAGCCUAGCAUGCCAGGGAAGCAAUGACGACAAAAACACAGUUUUGAUUCCAAAGGGAACUUUCUCGUUGAAGGCCGUCACGUUUUCCGGCCCAUGCAAUGCUCCGAUCACAUUUCAAGUUGACGGCAACGUGAAGGCUCCGGCCGGCGCUUCUGUCGGCGGCGCCGAACAAUGGGUUCUGUUCACCGACGUCCAGGGCUUGACCAUUUCCGGCACCGGCACGUUUGAUGGCCUCGGUGACACUGCGUGGGGUGAAAACAAUUGCAAACAAGAUAACGAUUGCGACCAACUCCCCACGUCUAUAAAAUUGAGCAGAGUGAGUGAUGCGUACAUCGGAGGCAUAACGUCGGUAAACAGCAAGUCGGCCCACAUCAAAAUUUCCGAGAGCAAGACCGUCGAGAUAAACGGCGUCAAAAUACAAGCGCCGGCCGAGAGCCCCAACACCGACGGGAUCGACAUCUCCAGAUCUGACGGCGUCAAAGUAUUCAACUCCGACAUCGGCACCGGCGACGACUGCAUCGCCAUAAUCCGAGGAACGACCAACCUCCACAUCAACAACGUCAACUGCGGCCCCGGCCACGGCAUCAGCAUCGGAAGCCUCGGAAAGUACAAGGACGAAGGCGACGUGAGCGGCAUCGUUGUCGAGAACUCCCGAUUAUCCGGCACCUCAAACGGACUCCGGAUCAAAACCUGGGCGUCUCCGUACCCUAGUAAGGUGUUCGACGUUACUUACAGAGAAAUCGUCUUGGACAACGUCGAUAAUCCGAUCAUCAUCGAUCAGAACUAUUGUCCGAAUUCGAAUUGCGGAUCGGAGGGAGAAUCGGCGGUGGAGAUUUCAGACGUGAAAUACGAGAACAUCAAGGGAACCAGCGACGACGAGGUUGCAGUGAUCAUGAAUUGCAGCAAAGCUAAUCCUUGCCGAGAUAUCACGUUGUCGGGAUUGGACAUCAAAUGGAAAUCUCAAGAACUCACCAAGGCCAGUUGUUCAAAUUUCGAAGGGGAAUUCAUUGGAAGCAACUCUCCUCCAAGGUGUGGAUGAUCUGCUAUUUUAACUUGUAAACCAACCUACCACGCUUCACCUUCAAAUAAACUUCUAUAUUUAUUA